Molecule: messenger RNA, 2025 nt
Organism: Calliphora vicina (urban bluebottle blowfly)
Lineage: Eukaryota; Metazoa; Arthropoda; Insecta; Diptera; Calliphoridae
Product: cysteine-rich, acidic integral membrane protein-like
Exons: 3
Coding region: 1-2025 (674 amino acids)
Source: RefSeq, a predicted model, not a curated record
AUGGAAAAAAAUUGCACAACAUUUAAGAAAAUUAAGUUGCCACCAUUUAAUCCACCUCCUGCAGCAAAUUCAAUGUUAGGCCAUGCCACACUCAAGCACACACUCUGCCAUAUAAAGGGAGAGACUCUAGACUCUAAUCUAGAGUCUACUCUAGACUGUAAUCUAGAGUCUAUUCUAGACUCUAAUCUAGAGUCUACUCUAGACUCUAAUCUAGAGUCUAUUCUAGACUCUAAUCUAGAGUCUACUCUAGACUCUAAUCUAGAGUCUACUCUAGACUCUAAUCUAGAGUCUACUCUAGACUCUAAUCUAGAGUCUACUCUAGACUCUAAUCUAGAGUCUACUCUAGACUCUAAUCCAGAGUCUACACUAGACUCUACUCUAGACUCUAAUCUAGAGUCUACUCUAGACUGUAAACUAGAGUCUACUCUAGACUCUAAUCUAGAGUCUACUCUAGACUCUAAUCUAGAGUCUACUCUAGACUCUAAUCUAGAGUCUACUCAAGACUCUAAUCUAGAGUCUACCCUAGAUUCUAAUCUAGAGUCUACUCUAGAGUCUACUCUAGACUCUAAUCUAGAGUCUACUCUAGACUCUAAUCUAGAGUCUAUUCUAGACUCUAAUCUAGAGUCUACUCUAGACUGUAAUCUAGAGUCCACUCUAGACUGUAAUCUAGAGUCUACUCUAGACUGUAAUCUAGAGUCUACUCUAGACUGUAAUCUAGAGUCUACUCUAGACUCUAAUCUAGAGUCUACUCUAGACUCUAAUCUAGAGUCUACUCUAGACUGUAAUCUAGAGUCUACUCUAGACUGUAAUCUAGAGUCUACUCUAGACUGUAAUAUAGAGUCUACUCUAGACUGUAAUCUAGAAUCUACUCUAGACUCUAAUCUAGAGUCUACUCUAGACUCUAAUCUAGAGUCUACUCUAGACUCUAAUCUAGAGUCUACUCUAGACUCUAAUCUAGAGUCUACUCUAGACUCUAAUCCAGAGUCUACACUAGACUCUAAUCUAGAGUCUACUCUAGACUCUAAUCUAGAGUCUACUCUAGACUCUAAUCCAGAGUCUACACUAGACUCUACUCUAGACUCUAACCUAGAGUCUACUCUAGACUGUAAACUAGAGUCUACUCUAGACUCUAAUCUAGAGUCUACUCUAGACUCUAAUCUAGAGUCUACUCUAGACUCUAAUCUAGAGUCUACUCUAGACUCUAAUCUAGAGUCUACUCUAGACUCUAAUCUAGAGUCUACUCUAGACUCUAAUCUAGAGUCUACUCUAGACUCUAAUCUAGAGUCUACUCUAGACUCUAAUCUAGAGUCUAAUCUAGAGUCUAAUCUAGAGUCUAAUCUAGAGUCUACUCUAGACUCUAAUCUAGAGUCUGCUCUAGACUCUAAUCUAGAGUCUACUCUAGACUCUAAUCUAGAGUCUACUCUAGACUCUAAUCUAGAGUCUACUCUAGACUCUAAUCUAGAGUCUACUCUAGACUCUAAUCUAGAGUCUACUCUAGACUCUAAUCUAGAGUCUACUCUAGACUCUAAUCUAGAGUCUACUCUAGACUCUAAUCUAGAGUCUACUCUAGACUCUAAUCUAGAAGUCUACUCUAAUCUAGAGUCUACUCUAGACUCUAAUCUAGAGUCUACUCUAGACUCUAAUCUAGAGUCUACUCUAGACAGUAAUCUGGAGUCUACUCUAGACUGUAAUCUGCAGUCUACUCUAGACUGUAAUCUGGAGUCUACUCUAGACUGUAAUUUAGAGCCUACUCUAGACUGUAAUCUAGAGCCUACUCUAGACUGUAAUCUAGAGUCUACUCUAGACUCUAAUCUAGAGUCCACUCUAGACUCUAAUCUAGAGUCCACUCUAGACUCUAAUCUAGAGUCUACUCUAGACUCUAAUCUAGAGUCCACUCUAGACUCUAAUCUAGAGUCUACUCUAGACUCUGAUCUAGAUUUUACUCUAGACUCUAAUCAAGAGUCUACUCUAGACUCUAAUCUAGUGUCUACUCUAGACUCUAAUCUAGAGUCUACUCUAAUCUAG